AUAUAUUAUGUCUAUGGAUAAUGGUAAUGAAGUGGUAAUGUAAUGUGAUAAUAAUUUAUCCGCAAAAAUAAAGUGAAGUGAUUUUGGAGUACCAAAUUGUAACUUUUGUAGUUUGGAACAUAAUAUAUGCAUAGUCAUCGCUCUAAGAAACGGCAUUGACAAACACGACUUGGAAAUCUUGCAUAUUCUGAAUAAGCAAUUUGGUCACGUAUUUUCGACGAUUCUACAGAUACGUGACACUCUCAUACAAGUUUGAGUCGUGCGUCAACAUGGUUUGUGUGCCUUGCUUCAUCAUCCCGCUGCUGCUGUUCAUUUGGCACAGAUUUAUCCAGCCAUACGUGCUUCGAUUCUGGAAUCCUUGGGCAGUGAAGGACGCGGACGGAAACGUAGUGAAGACGGAAGCCCCUUUCAGUUGUGAAGGAGGAGUUUGUAUGUUUGGAAAGAAGAAGUUGGAGAACAAAGCAGAUGAAGACAAGGGCAGCGAAGCGUCAAAAGACGACAAAGAAAAGUGCAAUGAGCGACUAAAAGCAGAAUAGUUUGUUGAUGUUUCCAUUGUUUCUUAAUAUAUGUGUUGUUAGAGCAAGUGCAUUUACCUUGUAACUGUACAUACUUUUAUCUUUAACUUUAUGUGAUUCUUUGUUUUUAAUACUUGCACUUGUAGUAUUCAAAUUCAUUUAUUUAGGAAGUGUAAAAAAAACUAUAUUAUUUUGUUGUGUUAUUGGAGAUGUCAGCUAGAUGAAUUUUAUAUUAUAGCAUGUUGAGUAUUAAAUCGAUUUAAAUAUAACUUUGUAAGGCCCACAAUACAAAAUCUUACUCAUUAUAAUUUUCAACUUGUUCUAUAAUCAAAUUGGAAUGCAUUUAAUUUGUUUGAAAAAGCUAUGAAACAAAAGGAAUGCUACUUUAUUUGGAUCAAGAAGGGUUUAUUUCAGGUUGCAAUGAAUAUAUAAUGAACAUGAGUCUUAUAAGGAUAAUUUUAUUAUUGUGACCACUGCACAUUGCUGCAGAAAACAUUCCUGUAUAUUUAAUUGUCAAUUUUACCGAUUUUUAUAUGCACAUAAUCUCAAUAGGAUAACUUUUGGUUGCUUUUGAACUUAUUUGUACUACUCAAAAUGUAUGAGUACUUUUUUAUUCCAUACACUCAUUUGAGCUGUAGAAAAGAGUGAUUUCCCAUAGCAUAAGUAGCAAACAUUCCUUGUCAACUGAUGCACCACUUGGGUGGCUGACAUGGGAUAUUGCUUUUUUUUUCAACGUUUUGUUUAGCAAAUUUAAAUAUCAGGUAAAAUCCUUAGUAAUAUUUUGGUUAUAUGAAACUACUGGAAUGCAAUAAAUAUUAUAAUAUGACUAGGUUUAUUAUACUGUUAAAAGUUACACCAAGAAAAGUCUGUAGCGAUUUUGAUAGCCCACACAGUGAUAGUACAUAAAUAACACACUGCAUGGGCUAUCAAAAUCGCUGCAGAUUUUUCUUGGUGUAACUCUACUGUCUUGACUAAUGUGAAAUAAAACAAUGGUACUGGAAUUCGGAAAUUUUAUUCCUGCGAUUCUAUUGCCAUGAUUUCAUUAGUGACAAAUAUAUUGCUUGUGUAAAUGUACUGAAGUUAAUCACAUAUGAAUAUGACAUAUAAAAUAUAACAACCAGACGGCAAUAUUCAAUGCAGGUAGUUUUUACAAUUUAUUGACUUACAAAAGAGGCCUUUAAUUAUUAAAACUGCCAAAUGUAAGUAGAUCUUCUACUGAUUAUGAU
Cydia fagiglandana is the source of this 1741-nucleotide messenger RNA. Its product is annotated as UPF0729 protein AAEL015238. The record is from RefSeq and is a predicted model, not a curated record. The transcript has a single exon. The coding region runs from base 270 to 536 and encodes 88 amino acids. Lineage: Eukaryota; Metazoa; Arthropoda; Insecta; Lepidoptera; Tortricidae.